GAGCAUUUUGUUUUGAAACUUGUCAAAUUGACCAACCCAGCUGUUUGUUUUCUUUUCCUGAAAAAGUUUUUUUAACUAACUAAAAAAAUCCUUGAAAAAAUGAAAAUUAUUUAGAGAAAACUAUUGAAAAACUCUCGGCCCUAUUGCAUAAAUGUUAAUGUUUUCGUUUUGCGUCAUAUUCCGUUGUCGGAGGUGCAAAAAAGUUGCUCGAAAAAUGUGUGCGAUGUAAGGCUGCGGAAAACGUGAAAUUUUACAGACAACUCUAUUGGAAAGAAGAAAAACAAGCACACACGUUGCCACAGUGGCAAUAAUAACUAAAACAGACUCUGGGCUGUAGUGAAAAAGUGAAAAGGGUAUAAUAUUGCGAAACAUAGUUCCCGGGGCGCGCUGAGACAAGACGACUCGAAUAAUUGAUACAAGCAAAAAUACCUCAUGCAAGAUGCACCUCAAUCAUGCAACAGCAGUAAGUACGGCCGCUAUGAUCAAUUAUCAGCAUUAUGCACCGGCACAAAUUACAACUUCCCAUGGGGUCACCACCUCGACGAAUCAACACCAGACCAUAUCUGCAGCCGGACUGCAGCAGGGGCCUUUCACCCUACAUCAGCUAACAGCUGUACAAGCCAUACAGCAUCCUACCCAUCAGGCUAUGCUACAUCCGCAACAUCCUUUGGUCCAUCUAUUGGAUAUUUCCACAACGGCAGCCAAUACAUCGAAUAUCAAUCAUCCGGCACCGAUAACGCCGAUGACCGUGACAAAGGUUGAGAUGCCCGAAGAGAUUCCAGAGCCUCCCAUAGAUGAUCCACGCAAAAAGAAACAGUGCCACAUUUGUAAAAACAAGUUCCGGCAAUUGACCACACUUCGUAAUCAUAUGAAAAUUCACACCGACGAAAGACCCUACCGUUGCAAACAUUGUGAGAAGGCAUUUCGUCAAAUCUCCACACUUACAAAUCAUGUUAAGAUCCAUACCGGCGAGAAACCAUUUAAAUGCAAUAUUUGCUCAAAGGAUUUUCGUCAACAGUCGACUUUAAUCAAUCACAUCAAAACUCAUAAGGUUUUCGCCACACUUGCAGAACAAAAUGGAUCGACGGCAUUGAUUAACUAUCCGCCACCACAGACAACGCAGGGUACUUCACGUAAAGGACAGUCCAAGGCAGCUGCCCAUGCUACGGCGGCACAAUUGAUUCAUCAGCAACAGCAGCAGCAGCAGCAACAGCAACAGCAGCAACAACAAGGGCAAAGUACAAUAACAUAUACACAACAACAAAGACAAAAUAUAACCAAGAGUCUUUAUACAGGCAGUUACAAUUCACCACAGGCGGACGAGCUGGUCAAGCCAUUUCAGUGUCAUAUUUGCAAACGGAGGUUCCCACAACUAAGUACCCUGCAGAAUCACGAACGCACCCACAUUGAUCCGAAACCCUACAAAUGUGAUGGUUGCGACAAGGCAUUCAGUCAACUAGCAACUCUGGCCAAUCACAAGAAGAUCCAUUCCGGUGACAAGCCGUACGCAUGUCAAUACUGUUGCAUGACCUUCCGGCAGCAGAGCACUCUCAACAACCAUAUGAAGACACAUGCCAAUCAAGUGGCCACCAUAACAUCGCACAACACUGCCCUGGUAGCAGCAACAGGCACAGGAGGAGGAGGAGUAAAUCACCCGACCCAUGGUAAUAGUAACAUCCCUUUAGCAGCCGCUACCAUCAUGGUGACCCCAACCGCUUCGGGACAUUUGCAAAUACAGCCCCAAGUAGAGCAUCACCCCUUGCUACAUUUUCUCGAUAGCAACACCACCGUCAGCACCCUAAGUAAUAAGGAACAAUUCUCCUCGCCCAAUAAUAUAGGCGGCGCCCCCACAAACACCACCGGCGUUGUGGCCCAUUGUAUACGUAACAGUUGUCCAGAUCGUCCAUUCAUGUGUAGCGUCUGUCGUCGGGCCUUCUCCCAGCAAAGUACACUCGCCAAUCACUUGAAGACCCACACCGGCGAGAAGCCAUACAAAUGCAAAAUAUGCGAAAGUCAUUUCCGACAAGUCUCCACACUAAAUAAUCACAUGAAAAUCCAUACCGGUGAAAAGCCCUAUGUUUGUUCCUAUUGUCCUAAGCAAUUUAGACAAAAAAGUACUCUUACUAAUCAUGUGCGCAUUCAUACCGGUUGAAAUAGAGCAAAUGAUGAGGGCGCUGCCGCCGACGCCAAUACCAACGCCAUUUCCAUAGUCGAUCAAACUAACAGCAACACUUCGAUGCUGUUAGCAGCAGCACCACCACCACAACCACCCACAACAACACAGCCAACGGCAGCGCCUCAUCAUUUGUCACACCACUAUACAACAUUUCUAAAUUCACCACAUCAUCAAAUACGUCCUUUCAUUGUUUCGCUCUCGCUACCAUGAUCAUUGCAUAAAAGCUCAUACCAAUAACGAAUCGCCUGCCCGCCCUUCCGCCAUCCCGCCUCUCCCAUUGAUUUCCAACACAAUUUUUACAAACCACCACACUCACCUCUCACUCUCCCACUCCCCCACACUCUUGCUAGCUAGCUAGUUCGCUCCUUAAUCCCGCUCUCACAUGAUGAUAUUCUAUAAACAAACAACAAAAGAGAAGAAAAAAAAAAACAAAAACAAAACAAACCUUGCUAGAGAACAUAGAAGUUACUGUUGUUUCCUUUUCUUAGAGAAUUUCUUAGAAAUUCUAAUUGCCGCAGCAUACAAACAAACAAAGAAACCCGUAAUGAGAAUUUGCAAAUGAAAACGUAAAACUAAAAUCUAUACAACAACAACAAACAACUAAUUUUAAGCUUAGAGUUCUUGGUGUUCGUUAAACUAAACAAAAACAAAUCUCUUUCACUCUCUAUCUCUCUGUAUCACACACACACACACACACAAACACUCACCCACUAUACAACACUCUCUCUGUUAUUCUUUCCCAACUGAAAGCCUAAAGAAGAGUAUAAACUUUACAAAAGAAAACAAAAAAAUGGUCCUUUCACAAAACUGCUGUGCAGCCGUCGUCAUAUAUACCUACUAUACCUAUACAUAAAAAUAAAACAAAAAGAAAAAAAUAUUCUAUAUAACAUUUAAGGGUACUUUCAAGCAUACUGUGGUGAGUUGUUUAGUGGCGACAAGUCGCCUUAAACACUGACCUACGCUACUAUUUAAAAGAAAAUAUAAGAAAAAUACUGAACAAAUUUAAAGAAAAACUGAUAAUACAGGGUGUUAAACAUUACUUUUUUUAUUGUUCUCCCUCCCCUCCCCCCCUAGCUUCCUUCGUUGCAAUCCCCUCUGUUGCUUUUUGUUUGCAAAUAAAAAAAUAUAGCUUACCACUCCCCAUUUACCAAUUUCCCCCUCCCUUUUAUACCUUUAAGCAAUUUUUUGUGUUUUUAUUUUCCCAUUUUAAAAUAGCAUAAGUUUUUUUUAUUGGUUUUCCAUCGUACUCUCCUCUCCCCCCUUCUCUUGCUCUACCAUAUUUACAUUCAAAAACGAGAAAGCCUUGCUUUUCUUAGCUCCCCAAAACAACUUUUUGUUUUUAUUCUUUUUUUUUUAUUAUUUUCCUUAUCAAAUGCCUCCUAACUUUAAUGUAACGAUAAUUUAAAAAUUAAACAAAAACAAAAAAUGCGGAAAAAACUAAUUUGUUAGUACAUACAUACAUACUAAAUAUUAUUAUUAUUAUUGUAUACAUAGUAUAUAGUUGGCCGUCAUGAUGAUAAUGAUGAAAAAUAUAUGCAAAAUUUCACCAAACAUCAUAAUCAGUUUGAUUUGUAUGACUGAUUGAUGAUUGACUAUGUGUGUAAUUGAUGAAAAACAAAAUGAAUAGAAACGAAAUGAAGUGAAACAAAAAGAAAAUUUCGCUAAAGAUGAAAUAUUUUUUAAAAAAAUGGGGAAAAUAUUACAAGUAUUUUUUCAUGUGCAACUUUUUUUGUAAUUUGUAAUUUUUUUAUACGUUGAAGAAUAUUUGAACAAGAACACAACACAACAUACACAAAGAACAACAAUAAUUGAUACUGUGUACUUAAAAAACCAACAAAAACAUACAACAAAAAGAAACAAAAUAAAGAAAAAUUAUAUAAGAAAUAUAAAAAAAAUAAACGUUUAAAACCAUAA
Molecule: messenger RNA, 4090 nt
Organism: Stomoxys calcitrans (stable fly)
Lineage: Eukaryota; Metazoa; Arthropoda; Insecta; Diptera; Muscidae
Product: gastrula zinc finger protein XlCGF26.1
Exons: 4
Coding region: 440-2152 (570 amino acids)
Source: RefSeq, a predicted model, not a curated record